Messenger RNA from Talaromyces proteolyticus, 1919 nucleotides. RefSeq names its product putative multidrug resistance protein fnx1. NCBI's taxonomy places the organism in Eukaryota, Fungi, Ascomycota, Eurotiomycetes, Eurotiales, Trichocomaceae. Gene Ontology annotation, molecular function: transmembrane transporter activity. Gene Ontology annotation, biological process: transmembrane transport. The record is from RefSeq and is a predicted model, not a curated record. The transcript is spliced from 2 exons. The coding region runs from base 168 to 1835 and encodes 555 amino acids.
GCCCCGCGAUCAAAUGCAGGAGCUGCUAAGCUGAGCUGCCUUCCGGCCUAAUGUUUUCAAUUUUCGCUCAGUUUUCAUAGCAACCCGACGAUUUAGGAUAUUCAGCUCAACAGUUUCUCCCUUGUUUCCCCACACACAUCCACGAAGCGCACUGUUUACUAGAAGACAUGGCGUCAGAAGAUAGGGUCCCAACCGAGAAAACUACACCAGAAGAUGUAUCUCCAAACCGAGGAUGGCGUUUUUGGGCCAUAAUGACAUCCAUGGCAGUAGCAAGUCUCCUCGCGGGCCUUGAUGCCACAGCUGUCUCGACAGCCAUGCCUUCGAUCAUAGCCGACCUGGGGGCCAGUCAAGGCUACAUGUGGAUCGCCAAUUCCUAUCUACUCACAACGACAGCAUUUACCCCAAUAUUCGGUCAGACGGCCAAUAUCUUCGGGCGCCGUGCAAUGACGCUGUUAGCCAUAUCCGUUUUCGCCAUUGGAUCGGCAAUCGCAGGUCCGGCUCCUAACCUAGGCGUCCUCGUGGUCGGCCGUGCCGUCCAGGGAAUAGGCUGUGCCGGUAUAAAUGCAAUGGUGGAGAUGGUGGUCUGUGAUCUGGUACCUCUACGUGAGCGCGGCAAGUUCAUGGGCUUUAUCUUUGCCAUAUACGCUAUUUCCACCACUGUCGGGCCUCUCAUUGGCGGCGCAUUUUCUAGUUAUGUGACAUGGAGAUGGAUAUUCUACUUGAAUCUCCCGUUAGCUGGUUUGACACUUGCUAUGGUCGUAAUAUCCCUUGGGGCAUUGCCCAAAGGAUCAAGCAUGUCCACCAACUCACUAAAACGAGUCGACUUCGCCGGAAAUGCUCUACUUGUGGCCGCCAUCACCUCGAUCCUCAUUGCUUUGACUUGGGGCGGAGGUCAACAGCCUUGGUCAUCUUGGAGAACCAUACUGCCCCUAGUCCUAGGCCUAGUAGGGCUACCUUUGUUUCUCCUAUUUGAAACAAGAGUCCCCGAACCAACUACACCUUUCCGACUAUUCUCCAAUCGCACAUCGCUCGCUGGCUUAUGGUGCGCUUUCGUGCAUAAUAUGCUGGUAUUUUACAUCCUCUUCGUCCUCCCCAUCUACUUCCAGGCCGUCCUUCGAACUUCUGCAUUCAGGUCUGGUGUCAACAUACUACCCACAGCAGCCGUCUGUAUGCCUUUUACAAUACUAAGCGGCGGGAUCAUGACUAAAUUGGGCCGUUAUCGCCCGCUGCUGAUGGUGGGAUUUGCCCUUUUCCCCAUCGCCAUCGGGCUCUUCACCUUGCUCGAUCAGAACUCAACUACGGGUUACUGGGCUGGAAUCCAAAUUAUAGGCGCUGUCGCCAUUGGCGUCAUCAUACCGGUCACUUUGCCAACAAUUCUGACUCCUCUCCCGGAGUCCGAUGUCGCUGUAGCAACGGCCACAUGGGCUUUCAUGCGCGGUUUUGGAACGAUCUGGGGAGCUGCUAUACCUCUAGCCGUGUUCAACUCUAAAACCGAUGCAUUAGUCGCCGCUCGUCUACAAGGCAACGAGACUGUGAAUGCAUUGCUAACCAAUGGAGGAGCUUAUACGUUAGCCGCUGGCGGAUCAUUAUAUUCUGCGCUGGACUUGGACAGCAAUCCGGCUCUUGAGGCUAUCGUGAAGGGAAUCUACGUCGACAGCCUCAAGUUGUGUUGGCAAGUGGGCCUGGCCUUUGCACUGUUCGGCGUCCUCCUCACAUUCGUCGCCAAGGAGAUUCCUAUGCGUACCGAAUUAGAGACCGAGUUCGGACUAGUCGAGGAAUCGAAAAAGAGCGAUGGGGAUACGGAAAAGCAGUCUGCGUCAGUGUCGAUAUCGUGAUGGAUUGUUAAACACCUUGCCGAUUCUCGUGUAUUUUCAUAUUCUGUCGUGGACUCGUAUUAGUGAGGCGCAGGGAUAAGAAGU